Notothenia coriiceps (black rockcod) is the source of this 933-nucleotide messenger RNA. Its product is annotated as chloride channel CLIC-like protein 1. Lineage: Eukaryota; Metazoa; Chordata; Actinopteri; Perciformes; Nototheniidae. Gene Ontology annotation, molecular function: chloride channel activity. Gene Ontology annotation, cellular component: membrane; endoplasmic reticulum. The record is from RefSeq and is a predicted model, not a curated record. The transcript is spliced from 2 exons. The coding region runs from base 314 to 640 and encodes 108 amino acids.
GUACCGUAAAGCGGCGCUGGCAGUUUGUUGAUGUAAUGACUAGCUGUUAUGGUGUUGUUCGAGUAGAAAGUAUUAAAUAUACAUCGUUUUAUUAUAGCUAUCGAAUAUUAAAGUAUCUUCUUCGCUCAGUUUGAGUCGCUGGCUCUGAAUGAUCAAAGCAGUUUUUCACCAUUAGCUAAGAAACUUUGUUUAGUCAGGUUAGCUUGAGCACAGGGGGUAAAGUAAGCCACCUGCAUUUGCUUUCACUUUCCAGGAAGUCUUUCUGGAUAUUCUGUCAGAUAUAUAGUUAGCAGAUACCCCCCGUAGUGCCGGGAUGUUCCUCGUGGUCCUGGUUGUCAGCCUGUUUCUGUCUGGCUCGGCACAGGAGGCGGACAACGACUGGAUAGACCCGUUUGAUAUGCUCAACUACGAUUCAAGCACAAAAACGAUGAGGCAGCCUGCAGAGCCUGUAAAUUAUGAAAAUGUGCCGACCAAGAGGAGAGAGUUUACUCGGGACUCCAACCAGGAGGAGCUGACGUCGUGCAACACAGAAGUGGUGGAUCUGAAGAGAGAGGUUGGUGGUCAGAGAGAGUUAGCAUGUGUUAAAAGUUCUGUUAAGUAUCUACAGCUACACCAGGGCAACCAGUGUUUCUGCAGAUAAGGUCUGAAUAAAAAUAAGUACUUAUAAAUCAAUCAUUGUGUUAAUGCAACUGAAAAACAAAGAAAACAAGUUUUAAAAGGAAAUAAUGUUGGAUUAAGAUUUGGUGUGUAUUCAUGAGUUAAUUAAUGUACGUUUUCUCACAUAAUUUUUAGAGAUAGCAUAGAAUAGUUAUACACUAUUUUGUUUUACCUAUAGUAAUUCACUGAUUUAACUCUGCUUUAGUUAAAGUAUUUCCCUGGUAGAAUGGUCUCUUUUACUCCCUUUAUUGUAUGUGAGGGUCUAUGUAUAUAUGU